CCCAACUGCAAAAUCCCCUCUCUCCCCUCAAACUUUCCUUUCACUUGGCAUUUCUUCUCUGAGGCAUUUUCACAAACACUUUCUAAAAGAAACGUUUCUUUUGCACAGCAAUGGCGAGACCGCAACAGCGAUAUCGAGGCGUCCGACAAAGGCAUUGGGGCUCUUGGGUCUCCGAGAUCCGCCACCCUUUAUUGAAGACUAGAAUUUGGCUGGGAACAUUCGAAACGGCGGAAGACGCGGCGAGAGCUUACGACGAAGCGGCGAGGCUAAUGUGCGGGCCAAGAGCAAGAACAAACUUCCCUUAUAACCCAAAUGCGUCUCAGUCCUCGGCCUCCAAACUUCUCUCGGCAACUUUGACAGCAAAACUGCACAGAUGCUACAUGGCUUCACUCCAAAUGACCAAAACUUCACUACAAGAGCCAAAAAAACCGAAAACUUUAGUGUCAUCAGGCGCGAAAAUGCCAGAGAUGAUCAGACCUGAAAUUCAGCAAGGAGGAGAGGAGAAUUGGGUUGUGAGGGAAGUUAAAGUAGAGAGCAGCAGCCAGCAGUUCAAGCCACUUGAAGAUGAUCACAUUGAGCAGAUGAUUGAAGAGUUACUGCAUUACGGGUCCAUUGAGUUAUGCUCUGUUGUGCCACCACAACCUACCUAAAGUGUACUUCUUUACUUGCCCGCCCGCUUCACUGGCUGUGGUUUCGCUGGAUAGUAGACAAGAACAGUGAAAAUCUCGUUAAUCCAUUCAUGAACGUUACUGAUUAGAACCAUUCCAAAAACUCGGACCGGAAGGCCUUAUAUUUAUUUCUCUGCCGAUGCAAACUCAUGCAGCAGAUUUAACCCAAUUUUCUCAAACUUGCUAGAAAUGGAAGUCCUCGGCUGCAUCAUUAGAUUUAGAACCCCAUUAGGACUACCUUCUAAGCAACCCAUUUGAUGAUGCUAUUUGUACAUUAUUGUUAUUAUUAAUUCUAUGCUUAAUUAUCCA
This is a messenger RNA of Pyrus x bretschneideri (Chinese white pear), 977 nucleotides long. Its product is annotated as ethylene-responsive transcription factor ERF003. NCBI's taxonomy places the organism in Eukaryota, Viridiplantae, Streptophyta, Magnoliopsida, Rosales, Rosaceae. The transcript is spliced from 2 exons. The coding region runs from base 111 to 650 and encodes 179 amino acids. Gene Ontology annotation, molecular function: DNA-binding transcription factor activity; DNA binding. The record is from RefSeq and is a predicted model, not a curated record. Gene Ontology annotation, biological process: regulation of DNA-templated transcription.